Guillardia theta CCMP2712 is the source of this 1164-nucleotide messenger RNA. RefSeq lists its product as hypothetical. The record is from RefSeq and is a predicted model, not a curated record. Lineage: Eukaryota; Cryptophyceae; Pyrenomonadales; Geminigeraceae. The coding region runs from base 1 to 1164 and encodes 387 amino acids. The transcript has 10 exons.
AUGUCGAUCAUUGGCCAUGGCAGCAAGCGGCCAGAGGACAGCAAAAGGUUCAAGGAUGAAGAAUCUGUUGUGGGAGACCUCAUGCACGCAUUUCAAGAUGUGCCGCAUUCGAACCCCCUGCUCAACAAACAAGCCCUCGCUGCUCUCGAGAAGUCGCGUGCUGACAAGAUCAAUCGUCAAAGUAUGGGCAGGAGGAAUCAUGUUCAACAGUUGGAAGGACAAGCUUCUGCCGGGCAACCUGCAGGAGCUUGGGGUCUCGACACUCCGUGGAACGGACACAACGACAAAUGCAGUGAAGACACGCCUAACUGCAACAAACUUGCAUCACAAUCUGCAAAUUCACCUGGCAAAGGAGUGAAUGUUUAUGACUGGCCGUGGAAACAGGGAGUGGGAGCGAAAGCGAAGCAGGCAGCGGUUCUCUUGGCUCAAGAUGCCUCCAUGCUACAGCAGCUGUCAAGAUCUGGUGUGUCUGGUGCAAACAUCGAAGAGAAAUUGUCGCAAUCACUUCAGGCUGGUUCCUUUGACCUCGAGAAGUUGGCAACCCUGCAGAGACUGGCUGAUGCGGGAAAUUCGACCAACAGCACAGAGAGCCAACCAAGACUUUCGAUCUUUAAUAAGUGGUAUUGGACUCCUGACAACACAGAAUACCUCGAGAAGCAGCACGGCAUUGCUGUUGAUCAAUGGCCGUGGGAGGCGUGCAAAGGCAUCGAUUGCAAGCCUGGAGCCAUUUUCGCUAAGGGAACAAGAGAAUGGGAGCGAGGAGUUGCACAGAAGCUUCGGGCCGACUCACAGGACAUGAGCAAGUUAGCGGACGCUGAUGCUCAGCUUGGCAUCUUUCAUACACAGUCGCUGAACCAGACAGAAUCAAAUCCAGUCACCUGUGCCUCUGACGUCCCUGGUUGCAAGAAGUUGGGUGAGCUGGGCGUGCAAGUGAAUCAUUGGCCAUGGCAAGAGGCGCGAGCAAAGCGACAGUGGGAGCAGCGACUGGCUGGAAACCUGGUGGCCGAAGCGACUGCGUUGAAUCGUCAGUAUGAGGCGAUGAAGAUUGCGCGUGCGAGAUACGCUGCGAUGAUGCAAGAACGAGCUAUGGCCCGCCAGGGUUACCCGGCUGGUCGAGUUCGCUGGGAGGCACCUAGCUUCCCUCCCUUCUUCCGGGCCCACUGA